Eremothecium gossypii ATCC 10895 is the source of this 1023-nucleotide messenger RNA. RefSeq names its product Imp21p (gene IMP21). Bases 1 to 1023 code for a protein of 340 amino acids. The record is from RefSeq and is marked provisional. Lineage: Eukaryota; Fungi; Ascomycota; Saccharomycetes; Saccharomycetales; Saccharomycetaceae. The transcript has a single exon.
AUGGACGAGCCUAGUCGCGGGAUACUGAACCGUAGCGGCGCGGGCACAACUUUCGGUACGCAGGGCGCGAACGCCGGCGAUGCGGGAAGCGCGGGCAAGGAGGGAGCAGGGCGCAGAACCUCGUCGCCAAUAGGGGUGACGAUCAAGAUAGAGGAGCCGCCGGAGCAGCGCGGGCGCACACGCAACAAGCAGAGCGGGGCGGCGUUCAGCUCGAGCCGCAGCCGAACCAAGUCGCGGUCGCGCAGCCGCGUGAGCGUGACGGAUCAGGAGUUCCUGCGGUGGACCAUUCUACGCGCGGACCCGUCGGAGAGGCUGCACCUGGGGGCGGUGGAGGACGAGGAGGAUGACGACGAGCUGAGCGACGAGGAGCAACUAAGCGACGUAGAAAACGACUACGACGUCGAUGCAGAGCUGGACUACGACCUCGGCGCCCGCGUGCUGCCCAACUUCGCAGCCAGCAUCCAGCAGGUGCUGGACGUGCAACCCACGUGGCUGGCGCGCUACCGCGCCAGCCAGCCCGCUGGCGCAGCCCGCGUCGACGUGCUCCAGGACACCUGCACCCGUGCCGUCCGCCACUUCGCCAGGCACUCCGGUGCUCCCGGCCCUGCAGGCAAGACGUUCCUGGCCUAUCUCGAAGAUCUCAACGUUUCCGCCGCCGAGAAGCUCUAUGCCCUGACCUACACUUUCGGCGCCGUCCUGGCCAACCACGACACCCUGUACAUAUUUGUUCUGUGCGACGCGGUGGACGUCGAGUCCCACCUCAACCGCGUCGCCGAACAAGUCGCUUUUCUGCUUGACUGCUCGGCCGCCGCUCUCGACGACCUCGACGUUGUCGUUCUCGCGCUCCAGCACGCGUACCCGCGCCACCUCCUGACCGAGACCAUCCACGCCUUCCGCCCUGCCGGCCUCAUCGUCCCCCUUCAGAUUGCCACCCGCUCCUUGGCGGGCUACGUUAGCUCUGUCCCGACUCUCAUCGUCCGCAAGAAGCUUAAGCGCGCCCGUCGCCGGGGUAUAUUCGACUGA